This is a messenger RNA of Fomitopsis serialis, 1124 nucleotides long. RefSeq lists its product as uncharacterized. The transcript has 5 exons. The coding region runs from base 150 to 1001 and encodes 283 amino acids. NCBI's taxonomy places the organism in Eukaryota, Fungi, Basidiomycota, Agaricomycetes, Polyporales, Fomitopsidaceae. The record is from RefSeq and is a predicted model, not a curated record.
AGGUUGCCAUAUUUGGUCGAUAUACACACGCCACCGGCUAGCUACACUGCGGUACUGCGCACUACAAUGCAGCAACGUUGCAGGAACACUGAAGUAUGGUACAAUACGACGCAUGCUAAACCAUCGAGCGAGGCCAGAAUGUAGUGACAAUGCUUGACAUAGUACUCGUCGGCCUCUCAGUCAUGACCACAGUUUCAGAAUGCUACCUGGAUUUGGCAAUCCGAGAGUUUGCACACAUAACGACGCGGCGUUCCGUCGGGUCCCGAGAUCGUGGUCCUUAUCAAGAGACAACUCAAGGACACACCGAGUCCGAGUCGGAUUCAAAGAGCAUCAUCUGUGGAGAUUGGGAAUCAUCUCCGGAGCUCUCAGGUCGUGCAAUGCUGCCGCCAAUUUUCGAGGGCAAAGUCAUUCUCAUCACGGGGGCGGGAAGUGGUAUUGGGCGGGCUACGGCCAUUAAACUCGCGAAGCUCGGAGCCCGCCUUGCCAUCACAGACAUCGAUCUCGGCGGUGCAGUGGACACCUACCAUCUCUGUGGAGGCAAACCGCAUUACACCGGUGUCAUGGACGUCAGCUCGAAGGUAGACGUCGAGCGCCGUAUAGCCGAGAUAGUUUCUGGCCUUGGCCGUCUGGACCAUGUGUUCAACUGCGCCGGCAUCAACCCCACGAGCAUCCCUCUCACGGAGACGACAGACGAGUACUGGGACAAGCUCGUCAACGUGAAUCUGAAGGGGAUCUACCUCGUCACGCGCGCUACGAUCCCGCACCUCACGACGCCUGGCGGAUCGUACGUGAACGUGUCCUCGAUCUGUGGACUCCAUCCGCAAGCAGAACAGGCUAUCUACACCACCGGGUGGCACGCACGUCAGAUUUUUGUCAAGUCGGCGAUAAGAUCACGCCCUCAUGCCAGCGUCACGUUGAGGUCGGCCAGGAUAUCAGGGGAAUAUGUUGCCGACAGUAGUCCCAUCGAUGUCCGCACCUGGAUGAUGAAAGCAUAUGGGUGAUAAUGUAGAUGCGAUGUCGGGUGGACCUCGAGACAAUGUUCCUUGCUGACAUCAGCAGCCAGUGAUGCUACCGUUUUCAGCCCGCGCAUAUAUUUCGAAUAUUUCAGAAUAAUAAUAUCAAUC